UAUGCUCUAGAGACCUCAGGCAAGGCAGCUCAUAGGCGGCUUUUCAUAAAACAAGGCUCAGCUCGUAUAAAGGAGGCCAGUUUUGAAGCAGGCGUCGAGCAGCGCACAUCUACCCACCACCUAGGCACCAUCACCAGUCAUCUCCUAGCCUAUUAUUGCACUUUGGUGAGCCGCCCAUACCCUUUUCAAUGUAUAAAAUGGAGUAUUCUUACCUUAAUUCCUCUGCCUACGAGUCAUGUAUGGCUGGGAUGGACACUUCAAGCCUGGCUUCAGCCUAUGCGGAUUUCAGUUCUUGCAGCCAAGCCAGUGGAUUCCAGUAUAAUCCUAUAAGGACCACGUUCGGAGCCACAUCAGGAUGCCCGUCUCUAACUCCUGGACCCUGUAGCCUUGGGACGCUUAGAGACCACCAGAGCAGCCCGUACGCAGCAGUUCCUUACAAGCUCUUUACUGACCAUGGCGGCUUGAACGAGAAGAGGAAACAGAGGCGCAUCAGAACCACUUUCACUAGCGCACAACUCAAGGAACUUGAGAGAGUGUUCGCAGAAACCCAUUACCCUGACAUUUACACCAGGGAGGAACUGGCAUUGAAGAUCGACCUCACCGAAGCUCGAGUCCAGGUUUGGUUCCAGAACCGUCGCGCCAAAUUCCGCAAACAGGAGCGAGCGGCAGCUGCAGCAGCGGCGGCAAGCAAGAACGGCUCAGGGGGCAAGAAAUCCGAAUCGCGGGACGACGAGAGCAAAGAGCCCAAAGCCACUGACCCAGACAGUACUGGAGGUCCCGGUCCUAACCCCAACCCCACCCCAAGCUGCGGAGGACCCAGCCCCACGGGAGGACAGGGCAAUGCCAGUGGGAACGUGGCCGUGGAUCAGGUUAAAUCUGGAGCAGGGGUUCACGGAGCUGGGGUACCAGGGCAGGGCUGGGCGUCCGCUCCGGGCACUAUCACCUCCAUCCCCGAUUCAUUAGGGGGACCUUUUGCAAGUGUCCUCUCGUCUCUUCAAAGACCCAACGGAACCAAACCCACUUUAGUGAAAACCAGCAUGUUUUGAACUUUUCCAAAGAGUCAUUCAUUGUUUAAUGAUAUCUGGUCAACCACUGCAUUGACUCGCGCGAGAGUGAUAUGCUGAACCCCGACUUCUGACCAAAUGGCAUUCAAGUUAGUGGCAGACUGACGAGGGAGCUGGCGCCGCUUAUGGUUUACUGUUUGAAAUCAGAGACUGUCUACAAACUAUUAUAAUUACAGGGGACAGCAUGGUCAUUGAUACAUCCACGGGAGAGACUUGUAUCGAAGGUUAGGCCAGUACUUGUAUUGAUGUGUUGAGCAUAUUGGUUGUAAUAUGUCGGUCCCUCCCUGUUCCGUUUCUUGGUAGAUUUUAUACAUCUGUAAAAUAGCAUUGUUAAUGUUAUGGUAGAGAACAUUUCUGUCAUUGUUUUAAACCUCAAUUUCCUGUAUCAAAAUAGUCAUUUAACAAAACAAGCACUGGAUCAGUAUGUGUAGCAUGCAUUAAAGCUGCCGCGGGGAUAAGGGUUUAGAAGAAAGUUUUGUUUGCUUGUUUUAUCGGAACACGCAUCUUGCGAUGUAUGUAUA
Molecule: messenger RNA, 1585 nt
Organism: Polyodon spathula (Mississippi paddlefish)
Lineage: Eukaryota; Metazoa; Chordata; Actinopteri; Acipenseriformes; Polyodontidae
Product: paired mesoderm homeobox protein 2B-like
Exons: 3
Coding region: 189-1046 (285 amino acids)
Biological process (GO): regulation of transcription by RNA polymerase II
Molecular function (GO): DNA-binding transcription factor activity, RNA polymerase II-specific; RNA polymerase II transcription regulatory region sequence-specific DNA binding
Source: RefSeq, a predicted model, not a curated record